Molecule: messenger RNA, 3584 nt
Organism: Athalia rosae (coleseed sawfly)
Lineage: Eukaryota; Metazoa; Arthropoda; Insecta; Hymenoptera; Athaliidae
Product: guanine nucleotide-binding protein subunit alpha homolog
Exons: 5
Coding region: 333-1442 (369 amino acids)
Biological process (GO): Rho protein signal transduction; adenylate cyclase-modulating G protein-coupled receptor signaling pathway
Cellular component (GO): brush border membrane; heterotrimeric G-protein complex
Molecular function (GO): guanyl nucleotide binding; D5 dopamine receptor binding; GTPase activity
Source: RefSeq, a predicted model, not a curated record
AUUCGGCGGUGCUGAUAUUGAAAAGUUUAGGAAACGAUGGUGACAGGACUGCACUCAUGGACUAGACACUAGAGUGUAUAUUUGACACGAUAGUAAUGUAGUGUUUGUGCGGGAUAGCAAUGCUAUGGUAGGGAGACAUUUUCCUAUUCCAAAUUUUUUAAUGUAUCAUUAAAUAAACGAGUCAAAAAUAGUUUUCCAACAUACGCGUUGAACCGAAUGAUGAUGAUACUCACUAUCCGACUACGCUAACACAGCGCUAUGUGCCGGAUAAUGGUGUGACGUGUGACGGUUGCUGAAGUGUACAACACUGCAUGAAAAAAUAGGACCAAAAUAUGGCAGGAACGCUAGCAUGGUCAUGUACCUGUUGCUUGCGGUUGAAAUUCACCCCAGAAGAAAUUGAACAGAGGUAUAAAAGCCAAGAGAUUGAUCAAAAGCUUGAAAAGGAAAGGCAAGAGAAACGACGAGAGGUGAAACUACUCUUACUUGGAGCGGGAGAAAGUGGGAAAUCAACGUUUCUUAAGCAAAUGAGGAUAAUUCAUGGAGUUAAAUUUGAACCUGAACUUAUUAAGGAAUAUCAACAAGUUAUUUACCAGAACAUCAUCAAGGGUAUGAAGGUGCUUGUGGAUGCUCGUGAUAAACUUAACAUUGCUUGGGAAAACCCUAAGAAUUAUGACAUUGGCUACCAGCUCCUUAAAUUCGAAAAUCACAUGAUUCUGGAUACAAGAUUGUUUCUUCACUAUGUUCCAUCCCUCCAAAGCCUGUGGAAAGAUGCAUCUAUUAAACAGGCCUUUGAUCGCCGAAGAGAAUUUCAAUUGAGUGAUUCAGUGCAAUACUUCCUCGACAAUUUGGAAAGGAUUGCUCGAACGGAUUAUGUGCCAACCCAACAAGAUAUUUUGCACUGUAGAAAGGCUACUAAAGGAAUUUCUGAAUUCGUCAUCACAAUCAAUAAUCAAGCAUUUUUAUUCGUCGACGUCGGUGGACAACGAUCACAGCGACAAAAAUGGUACCAAUGUUUCGAUUGUGUUACAUCAAUCAUCUUUCUUGUAUCCUCCUCAGAAUUUGACCAAGUAUUAUUAGAAGACAGACGGACAAACAGACUAGAGGAGUCGAAGAACAUUUUUGAUACAAUUGUGAACAAUUCCAUCUUUGGACAAGUAUCAAUAAUACUGUUUUUAAAUAAAACGGAUUUACUUGCCAAAAAAGUGCAGUCAUUGGAUACGGACGUGCGUUGGUAUUUUCCACAAUUUACGGGAGAUUCACAUUCCAUGAAGGACGUACAGAAAUUCAUCUUAGACAUGUUUACAUCCGUCAAAAGAGAUCACAGAAAGGCUCUCUUUCAUCAUUUCACCACUGCCGUUGAUACGGAAAACAUUAAAGUUGUCUUCAAUGCUGUCAAGGACACAAUACUGAUCCGAAAUUUACAGUCGUUAAUGCUGCAGUAACUAUUUCGAAAUGUUCUAUAUAUCGAUAAAAUUGGUACCAAGUUUUAAGGAUGAAAAUAUUUUCGUGAAUCAUACAGAUAGCAUGCAACUCGCGUAACCACAGCGUAAUUGAAAAUCGUGCCGUACAAAUAACAAAUCAUGUUCCCAACAACUUUUCACGGCCUAAAAUAACAUUAAUAUCAUACAUUCUCAUACUCGCAUCUUAUUAGUGUCCCACAAUAAAUGCGCAUGCACUUCACGCGUCGAUCAUUACUCGCAAUUAGCGCCGCACAGAAAAAAUGAAAAUAGAAGGAAAAAAAUAAUGAAAUACUGCCUGAAGAUAACAUUAACCUUAUUGAAUACGUACAUAUACUUCUAUACAAGUAUAUUGUUUUAUAAGAUAUUCUUCCAUCACAUUUUGAUAAACGUAUUGAUCAAUGGUCUUUGUAAAAAGUCUAAGCUACAACAUAGCGUGUAUAUAGUUAUUCGUAUCGUCAAUAAUUUUAAUCGUGAUAAGUUCAUGUAUAUUUAUGUAGUAUAUGUCAAAUUGCAAACGUUCGUGGCUUAGAUUUUUGUAUAUUGUACAGAUAUUCGAAUCAUCGCUCCCUACGUUACUAUUAUUAAGCUUACCAUUAUCGUUACUAUUAUUAACUGUUUCUAUUUUCGGAAUGUUAGCAAUCAUUAUUAUUAUUAUUAUUAUUAUUAUUAUCAUUAUGAUAAUGAUGAUGAUCAACAUUAUUACAUGUAAAGAAGGGCUGCCAUAUAGCCGUCUGUCACUAACGAGUAAUUUAUUUUUCAUUUUGCGUAAAAUUAGAGAGUUUGAUUAAUAACAAAUACGUUGAAUAACUAUGAAGCCAAAUAUUAGAUCCAUGCCAUACAAACCAAAUGAACCUAACCAGUUUGUGUUCGAAUCGCUGUUAUCGAAAUCGAUUUUUAACAAUUUCCGUUGCCAACUAAUUUAUUCUUGUUUGUAUCGAGGUAUGUCAAUUUUAUUUCCUUUAUACAUAUUUUCGCAUUUGAAACAUUAUUUUGAUUUUCGUCAUUUUUCUUUGGAACUUUUCAAUUGGAAAUAAACAACUAUAAUUUGUUGAAUUGACGUUUUGACCAAAUGUGUGUAUCGCACAACGACAGCUACUGCUUUUAUUUAUUCAAUACUCUGCGUAUAUUUAUAGAGUUCCUAAGAAUGUGCUCAUUAGUAUUCGCAUUUCUGAUUCAAUUGGCAAACGUUCAAACAUAAUUGGUAUGCCAUUGCGAUUUCUAUGAAACCUGUCGCCAUAAAGCUCUUUACACAGAUAGAGCAGGUACUAUGAUUAUAGCAUUCAAACUUAUAGGAUAUAGGAUAUCUGAUAGAUGAUCAAUAAUAUAAUCGGAACAAAUAUUUUACAAAUCUUUCAGUACCAAUAAUACAAUUAUGUACAAAUGACCGAUCUUUUUCACAUCAAGUUAGCUUGCAUUUGAUAACGACAGCAAAGUUAUUGAUAUGAUGGGCCAAAUUUUCGUGAGAUUUAAAGAAAACUGCUUUGCUUGUAUUAUAAUCACGUGGCUUUUUCUUCGAUAGUAAAAUAAUGUGUGAUUGCAAAUCUUAUUAGGUUCUACAUUCCUACGGAGCCAGUGAGGCCCUAAUCAAUGAAAUAAUUUGUCGUAUUUUUUAAUAUUUUUGACUCCUGUGGAUAAAUUUUUAAGUGGCAAGCGUGAUAUUACAGCAAAUGCAUUGAAAGUUUGUCAAGUGCUGAUCAAUGUUUUGCAUAGCGAUUCAAUUGGCCACAUUUAUAUGAUGAAAUGAGCGACACGUAAAAAUGAAGUGAAUAAAUAGAUUCAAAAGAAAGAGAAAAUUAAUAUUAAAUAUUUUGAAAAGUAUACUCUGAUUAAUUUAAUCUUGAGACAAUUUAUGCAACCCUUGAAUAGUUAUGCCUAGUUACAUAUAUAUAUAAAUAUAACAUGUAUUUAUAAUUUAUACGUAUACAAUUGAUACCUUAUACAUAUAUACGUUCAUAGUGUACUGUGCAAAGUACGCAUUUAGAAAAUUUUUACAUGAUUAGAAUAAGGACAUCUAACAACUAUUUGUACACACAUCAGGACUAUAAGAAUAAUUGUAUAUUGUUGUACUGUAUAUAAGUAAAUAAACUGUUGUAUAAUAUGAGCUAUAUUUACAACAAAGAAGUA